GACUGUUGGGGCGGUUGCUAGGGAGGAUGGCGGUGAUGUUACCGCACAUGGCAGAGGCUGCAGGUUUGCGCGUUCGAGGCUGCGGGGCCGCCCUCAGAGAGGAACCAAAUGAUUUCCUUAGCAACAGCCGCAGAAGCAACGCUACACACAACCUUAGCUUCCCAAGCCGUGGUAGCUUACAGAAUCUUCUUGGAGACAACAAAAAGAGAUCAGGGCUGGUUCAGGAAGAAGGUGAAUUCUCAUUUCAUCACGGCAAUGAGAUUCCCAGCAUUGAUUCCUUGGAAGAAAGCUUGCGAAAACUUCAGGUGCAAGCAGACAGCCUGGCCUCUACUCUGAGCUCAGGAGAGGAAGGUGUGCUUGAUUCGAGACCCUUUAGCUCAAGGUGGCCGGUGGCUCCUGGUGGAAGCUAUGAGGAACCGGGCCUUGGAGGGCCACCAAAGACACCAGCAGAGUCUGAGUGGUUCCUGAAGCCAAGACACCUGCUCAGACCUGUAGGAGAUUAUUCAGUGUUGACACACCUGGGCCUUCCAACGUUUUCCGUCGCCCCAGUGAACCGGGUAGCGGGGCUGCUGGGAAGUGAGAUCGCAGGUCAGAACUCUUCACCCUCGGUGGAUCUUGCUUUCCCACCGAAAAUUGGGGCCCCUCAUGUCAUUGGCGUCAAGGCCUUGCUGCCCCCAAAGAUCCCCGUCAAGGCUCGCUUGCCGGAAAGGGCGACUUUCUCCCUCGACAGAGGCCGUUCUCUGAGCCUCCAUCGCGCUAGGGCUGCCCUCUCUCAGUCCGUCUCUCCGGCGGCCAAACGGACCCGAUCCCGGUCUCAGUCACCGAGGCCUGUCUGGAGACCCAGCUCAGCCAAAGCCAACGCCUGUGCCCAGCCUCCACCGGAGGUCGGAAAGGCUGGGACCAUCAGGAAGAAUGGCGGAUCGAGCCGGCAGUCACGGUCCAGGAUAUACAGCCCAGGAACACUGGCUGCCAGGUCUUGGGCACCCGCCAGGACAACUGGAAGGGGAGGAACCGACAAAUUUUGGAGCCCAUACAGUUUGCCUUCUACUGCCAUCUCCUCACCGACAUCCCAGGAGAUCAAUGAACGCUUCCUUCAGAUUCUUGCUGAAGGUGCCACAGGCAGUUCCCUGAUCGAAAUAUCACCAUACCAGCAAGAGCUGGCUCGUCUCUGGCUAGAGCGGCUGCGGGUGGAAGAGGCAUGGUUGCUGGAGCUGAAGAGGCAGCAGGAGCUGGAACGGACGCGCGGCCCCAAACCCAAGUGGUACGAAAUGAGAACCUCACAGUUCCACUAUGAAGCCCACAAGAAUAAUGAACUGUUGAGACACAGCCAAGAGAUACAGUCUGUCCAGGACUACAGGCAGGAGCUAGCGACGGCCUCCGAGGAGUUCCGGCGGCAGCCCCGGUCGAGCCACCUGGGCACCCACCAGUGAAGGUCUAUGAAGGAGGUCUGUGUGAACCUGUCCAAUGUGGAUCGCUUUCCUGCCCUCUGGGAGCAGCUGGUAUGAUUCUGUACAGGCUGUGAUGGACCAAGCAAGGAUUGGGAAUGGAGCCGGAGCGCAGACUCAUGUUGGAACUGGGAAUCUGAAAAAAAUCCAGGGCCUAUGGAUGCUAAGCUAAGCAGCGGGUGUUUCAUGUUGGACUCAGUUCAGGAAAAUAUUCUUGGUUCAGAAGACAAAAAUAGGCUGAGUACACACUGAAGGUUUCUAUUCUUAAAUUUUUAUAAAUUGUUUCCUUAUUCUGUUCUCUGGCCUAAUUCUUUCUCUCUUGCAGGAAUGGGUGGGUGGGGGAAUCGGUUAACUCUUAGGAUUUCAGGGAGAAGAGCUCUCCCCAAUGCACUAGAUUUCUACUUGCGGUGACUUCAACCAGAUGAAUGCACAUUCAUUCUUUCAGCAGAGUUCUGAGAAGUGAUCUGAAUUGGCCACAACAUUCUUCUGAAGGCAUAAUUUGGUUCUGGAAACUAGGAAAAAUUCCUGAAGCUACCUGCGUUUUUCACUUAGUAGGACUUCUAAGAAAAUUGAGUAAGGGUGUACUGCUUAAAUGGUCACUUUAGAAGGAAGAAGGACUGAAGGAUGUAGGGUGUUCAUUAUUUAGGAAGUUUGACUUAUGUCCAGCUUUGAAUUUAAGUUGCCUGCACAGGUGAGCAGGAAUCCCAUCCAGGUGAGCAACACGUUGGUGGAGAAAGCUUGGUUUUGCUGUACUGCAUCCACCAGUCUAUUUAAUUCCCAAGUGGGUCACAGAAGCAAGGACAACUGUCUGGAAGCCACGUCUUUCUUCUGCUAGCCUGCUUGGUACAUUUUUUAAAAAAACUAGCCUGCAAAGAGUUCUAGCAGUCUGUGUAUUCCCACUGGCUGUAAAGGAGGGGGGCCCUUCAGCAGGCUCGUAAAAACAAUGGCAGACAUAGAUUUUGUGGGCUUAUGUACAAAGCUGCCUUCAAAACAGGUGCUUUAUCACCGAGUUCCAAAAAAGCCCCUGCAUCUAGAAAGCUAGCCUAAAAGGGUCGAGUGCUCUGGCCUAGAUUUCCUGAGAUGCUUGUUUUCCAUGGGCAAGGAUGACAUUCUGUAUAUCUGCAAGGAGAAGCACUCCGUCAUGUGAGCCUGUCCCUACAGACUGAAGAGGUACAGCCCAGGUUGGUGCCUUCUGUGAGAUCAAAGACAAUGUGAAAGCUGUUAAGUACUCUGCAGGCCUCCAGACCUCAGCAAACAGCCUCUCUUUCAGCAGUCGUCCUUUGCAAUACAAUUUGAUUAAAACACUCAGUAUCUUCUGGGCCUCUUGGGAAGAUUUUUUUUAAAGCCAAUUAGGGAGCUGCUGUAAAGGCAAAUUGAUUGCUUCAUUCUGCAAAGGCCCCGCGGUGCUUCUUUUGUAAACAAUGAAUGCUAUCGCAUUAACCACGCUGUCCUGCCUGGGAGCAAGUCCCACCGGACGCAAUGCAAUUUGUUUCUGGAGUAGGCAUAGGCAGAGUAUUCUCUUAAUUGCCCCAUGGCAUUGUUGGGCACUGAAAAGAUCUUGACCCUGGUCCAGGGAGCUUGAUCCAUUUCCAGCAACAACAUACAGCGGCUGCCUGCAGUUUGGGGGCACAGCCCCAAAUAUCUAGGAUUCUGCUCCUUCUGAGACCUUGCCCAGUUCAUGUCCAGUUAUACAAAGAAUCAGUUUAGCAGAUGAUGCGAAAAACCUCGGACUGGACACCAUGGUGAGUUGCCGCUGAGAGAAAGGGACCAGCGGGAGAAGUUGUCCUAUUUGCUCAUAUGAAACUGGCUCCCCCUGUAAACACACAGCCUGCCAUCGGAAGUAGAAGAGCCCAGGAAGUGGUGGUCUUACUGGCUAUGAAAGCAAGACUAGGAGACUUAGAGUGUGGUGUAGUGGUUAGAGCAAUGGAUUUGCUUUGCCAUCCCCUCCUUUUGAACAGUUACAUGGCAGGCAGCUAAAACAUGGUUCUAUCCAUGCUGGGAAAAGUAGUGCCCAUUGAAUUCAGCACAUGGGUAAGGAUCCUGUU
Molecule: messenger RNA, 3490 nt
Organism: Varanus komodoensis (Komodo dragon)
Lineage: Eukaryota; Metazoa; Chordata; Lepidosauria; Squamata; Varanidae
Exons: 6
Coding region: 27-1430 (467 amino acids)
Source: RefSeq, a predicted model, not a curated record